AUGGAGCUCGACAUGCUAUUCAUACAGGAAGCGCCCUAUACCUUCUACAAGAUGCCAGUCCUACAUCCUCAAUGGAGAAUAUUCAAAACAAUAAACACAGAUACCGAGGUCAAGAAGCGCAGCCUGAUAUAUACAUCAACAAAUGAAUCUCCACUUCAGCCUACAGACAAGUGCAAUGCGACAGCCCGCACGCUACUGAAAUCCAAAUCCAAACAGAAUCUGAUCCGAUCCUGA
Messenger RNA from Paracoccidioides brasiliensis Pb18, 234 nucleotides. RefSeq lists its product as uncharacterized. The coding region runs from base 1 to 234 and encodes 77 amino acids. The record is from RefSeq and is a predicted model, not a curated record. The transcript has a single exon.